Daucus carota subsp. sativus is the source of this 2846-nucleotide messenger RNA. Its product is annotated as diamine oxidase [copper-containing] 1, peroxisomal. Bases 346 to 2655 code for a protein of 769 amino acids. Gene Ontology annotation, biological process: amine metabolic process. The record is from RefSeq and is a predicted model, not a curated record. Gene Ontology annotation, molecular function: copper ion binding; quinone binding; primary methylamine oxidase activity. The transcript is spliced from 12 exons. NCBI's taxonomy places the organism in Eukaryota, Viridiplantae, Streptophyta, Magnoliopsida, Apiales, Apiaceae.
UUUUCCCUUUCCAUUGGUCCAUCACCAAACAGUAAAAGAAAGUUACUGUAGAGAAAUUAACAGAGCAUCACGUGGUAAGAGUUACAACUCCAUUUCCUUUCCUUUCCCCCUCAAGUUGCCUCUCUGCAUCUCUUUCUAUAUAUACACACAGUCACGCACUAUAUGCAUUUCUCUUUCUAUAACCUCCCAGAAGCCUCUUUUUACUUUUAUACACGGAAAGAAUAGCAGUGCAGAGAGAGAGAGUGAGAGAGAGUGGUGAGCUAUACAUAAAUAUAACUGCUGUAUGUCAGCAAGUUGUUCCAGGCAUUACUACGGUGGAUUUGGUGAGCUUGCGAACCCCUUACAAUGGCCUCAAUUAAGAAAACGCCGUCGUUUUCAAGUUCCGAUGACUCUCCCGUCGUUUCUCGCCGCGCUGAAGUUGCGCCGGAGUGGAUUGUUUCGUCCUCCGAUGAUCGCCCGAUCAAAGCUUCCGCCAUUGCUUCCUUGAUUCGUCCUGAUUCUUCCGCUAGUUCUACUGCUUCUACUAAAGGAAUCCAGAUAAUGCUAAGGGCUCAAAGUAGCCAUCCUUUAGACCCUUUAUCUUCAGCUGAGAUCUCAGUGGCCGUAGCAACUGUCAGAGCAGCUGGAGCUACUCCUGAGGUCAGAGAUGGCAUGCGGUUUGUUGAGGUUGUUCUGUCAGAACCAAGUAAAAAUAUUGUUGCAUUGGCAGAUGCGUACUUCUUCCCUCCCUUUCAACCCUCAUUGCUGCCGAGAACUAAAGGUGGAGCUGUAAUUCCUAGUAAACUACCUCCAAGGCGAGCCAGACUUGUGGUUUACAACAAGAAGUCAAAUGAAACAAGCAUAUGGAUAGUAGAACUGUCAGAAGUACAUGCAGCAACUAGAGGUGGACAUCACAGGGGGAAAGUGAUUUCCUCACAAGUUGUUCCUGAUGUACAGCCACCAAUGGAUGCCAUGGAAUAUGCUGAGUGUGAAGCAGUUGUAAAAGAGUAUCCUCCUUUCCGUGAAGCUAUGAAGAAGCGUGGUAUUGAGGAUAUGGAUCUUGUGAUGGUGGAUGCUUGGUGUGUUGGUUACUAUAGUGACACUGAUGCUCCUAACCGUAGACUCGCUAAGCCGCUUAUUUUCUGUAGAACAGAAAGCGAUUGUCCAAUGGAAAAUGGUUAUGCACGCCCAGUUGAAGGCAUAUAUCUACUUGUUGAUAUGCAGAACAUGGUUGUGAUAGAAUUUGAAGAUCGUAAACUUGUCCCAUUACCUCCAGCUGAUCCAUUAAGAAACUAUACUCCUGGUGAAACAAGGGGAGGGGUUGAUCGAAGUGAUGUAAAGCCAUUACAGAUUGUUCAGCCUGAGGGUCCAAGCUUUCGAGUUAGUGGACACUAUGUAGAAUGGCAAAAGUGGAAUUUCCGAAUUGGUUUCACUCCAAGGGAAGGCCUGGUUAUACACUCUAUUGCAUACGUUGAUGGUAGUAGAGGCCGAAGACCCAUAGCUCAUAGAUUAAGUUUUGUUGAGAUGGUUGUCCCCUAUGGAGAUCCAAAUGACCCCCAUUACAGGAAAAAUGCAUUUGAUGCUGGGGAAGAUGGCCUUGGAAAGAAUGCUCACUCUCUUAAGAAGGGAUGUGAUUGUCUGGGCUAUAUUAAGUACUUCGAUGCACAUUUUACAAAUUUCACCGGGGGCGUUGAAACAAUAGAAAAUUGUGUAUGUCUUCAUGAAGAGGAUCAUGGGAUUCUCUGGAAGCACCAGGAUUGGAGAACAGGCUUAGCAGAAGUGCGAAGAUCUAGGCGACUCACAGUUUCUUUUAUAUGUACUGUGGCUAAUUACGAAUAUGGUUUUUACUGGCACUUCUAUCAGGAUGGAAAAAUUGAGGCUGAAGUGAAACUUACUGGCAUCCUCAGCUUAGGAGCAUUGCAGCCUGGAGAGUCUCGAAAAUAUGGUACAACAAUUGCACCAGGACUGUAUGCACCUGUUCAUCAACAUUUCUUUAUAGCUCGUAUGGAUAUGGCUGUUGAUUGCAAGCCUGGGGAAGCAUACAAUCAGGUUGUUGAGGUUGAUGUCAAAGUCGAAGAACCCGGGAACGACAAUGUACAUAACAAUGCAUUCUACACUGAAGAAACGUUACUAAAAUCUGAAUUGCAAGCGAUGCGUGAUUGUAACUUUCCAGCUGCCCGUCAUUGGAUUGUUAGAAACACAAGAACAGUGAAUAGGACGGGACAGCUGACAGGCUACAAGCUGGUACCUGGUUCCAACUGUCUGCCUUUGGCUGGUCCGGAGGCCAAGUUUUUGAGAAGAGCUAGUUUCUUGAAGCACAAUCUCUGGGUUACACCCUAUGCACAGGAUGAGAAUUUUCCAGGAGGAGAGUUUCCUAACCAGAAUCCACGAGUUGGUGAAGGUUUAGCUUCAUGGGUUAAGCAGGACAGGUCCCUAGAGGAAACAAAUAUAGUUCUUUGGUAUGUUUUUGGUAUAACACAUGUUCCUCGUUUGGAAGAUUGGCCUGUCAUGCCUGUAGAACGCAUCGGUUUUAUGCUCCAGCCACAUGGAUUCUUCAACUGCUCACCUGCUGUAGACGUCCCGCCCAAUGCCUGCGAGCUGGACGUGAAAGACGGUGAUCCCAAAGAAAGCGGAGACACCAAAUCAGUCUCAGACGGGCUAAUGGCUAAGCUCUGAUGCCUUCCAUCACCACAUCUGCGUUUUCCCCACUCCUAUUCUUUCUAAAGACAUCUCUAAAUAGUUGUAUGAAACAAGGUUAAUCAGCAAUUACGUCCUCGCCGUCAACUUCCCUUGACGCUUUUGUACAUUAACUUUUGACGUUGAUUGAUAACUCUUUUUUUCUGAACACCACAUGUCUUCAUUUCUUA